CAAGAAUCCGAGUCAGGCAGCCUAGACCUGGGAUCACGGAUCUUGGGUUCCCGGAGCCAGACAUCCCGGAUCUACACCACCUGAGCGUCCUUAAUCCUUCAGGGAAUCAAAGACCGCUACGUCCUGAUCUGAAGAACUGUUCGCCACCCCAACAAAAAGAAAAGAAAAGCUACAAAGGCUCUCUCAACUCCCAGUUUUCGGAAAUUCGACAUCACCGGGGAAAAAAGGGAUCUCCGCGCCCAGCUCAGGAAGCUUAGGACCCUCCAGUCUCAGAAAUCCAGUGGACGCACAACUUCAGGGACCGUUGCAAAGUUUCAGCCUCCUCUCUCCGUCCUAAGGACCUCACAUCCAGUCUCUAGGCGCACAAGGAACCCCUCCGUUGCGGCUCAACAUGGCAGUGGAUCCUCCUAAGGCUGACCCCAAAGGGGUGGUGGCGGUGGAUCCCACCGCGAACUGUGGCUCGGGGCUGAAGUCCAGAGAGGACCAGGGAGCGAAAGCAGGUGGAUGCUGCAGUUCCCGGGACCAAGUGUGCCGCUGCCUUCGCGCCAACCUGCUGGUUCUGCUCACCGUGGCGGCGGCGGUGGCUGGCGUGGUGCUAGGUCUGGGGGUCUCGGCGGCGGGCGGUGCUGAGGCGCUGGGCCACGCGCGCUUUACCGCUUUCGCCUUCCCGGGAGAGCUGCUGUUGCGUCUGCUGGAGAUGAUCAUCCUGCCGCUGGUGGUGUGCAGCCUGAUCGGAGGUGCAGCCAGUCUGGACCCUAGCGCGCUCGGCCGUUUGGGCGCCUGGGCCCUGCUCUUUUUCCUGGUCACCACACUGCUCUCUUCGGCUCUCGGCGUGGCCUUGGCCCUGGCGCUGAAGCCGGGCGCCGCGUUUGCUGCCAUCAACUCCUCUGUUGUAGACUCCAGUGUCCACAGAGCACCCACCAAAGAGGUGCUGGAUUCCUUUCUGGAACUCCUGAGGAAUAUGUUCCCCUCCAAUCUGGUGUCUGCUUCUGCUGCCUUCCGCAUUCCAUGUGGUGCCUGUCCACAGAGGAGCAAUGCAACCAUGGACCAGCCUCACUGUGAGAUGAAGAUGAACAUUCUGGGCUUGGUCGUGUUCGCUAUAGUCUUUGGCGUGGCUCUGAGGAAGCUGGGGCCCGAGGGUGAGCUGCUCAUCCGAUUCUUCAACUCCUUCAAUGAUGCCACCAUGGUCCUGGUCUCCUGGAUUAUGUGGUACGCCCCCAUUGGCAUCUUGUUCCUGGUGGCCGGCAAGAUUGUGGAGAUGAAAGACAUCCGCCAGCUCUUCAUCGGCCUCGGCAAAUACAUCGUGUGCUGCCUGCUGGGCCACGCCAUCCACGGGCUCCUGGUUCUGCCUCUCAUCUACUUCCUCUUUACCCGCAAAAACCCUUAUCGAUUCCUGUGGGGCAUCGUGACACCCCUGGCUACAGCUUUCGGGACCUCUUCUAGCUCUGCCACAUUGCCCCUGAUGAUGAAGUGUGUAGAGGAGAAGAAUGGUGUGGCCAAACACAUCAGCCGGUUCAUCCUGCCCAUCGGCGCCACCGUCAAUAUGGACGGGGCAGCGUUGUUCCAGUGCGUGGCGGCAGUGUUCAUUGCACAACUAAAUGGGAUGUCCCUGGACUUCGUGAAGAUCAUCACCAUCCUGGUCACAGCUACUGCAUCCAGUGUCGGGGCCGCAGGUAUCCCUGCAGGGGGCGUCCUCACUCUUGCCAUCAUUCUAGAAGCAAUCAGCCUCCCUGUCAAGGACAUCUCCUUGAUCUUGGCCGUGGACUGGCUAGUGGACAGGUCCUGUACGGUCCUCAACGUGGAGGGUGAUGCUUUUGGGGCCGGAUUGCUCCAGAGUUACGUGGAUCGCACCAAGAUGCCGAGCUCAGAGCCUGAACUGAUCCAGGUGAAGAACGACGUGUCUCUGAAACCAUUGCCCCUCGCCACAGAGGAGGGGAACCCCCUUCUGAAACAGUGCCGGGAACCCUCCGGGGACUCCAGUGCCACAUGCGAAAAGGAAUCUGUCAUGUGAAUGUUUGGAGGGCUUCUAUGCCCUGGUGACCUCACUUUGGAAAUUGGGCUCUUGAGAGCUGGAGAAAUGGACUGGGUGUGGGCCUGAGGGGAGGCUGUUUACAGACUCCGGCAACCUGGGGGUCCUCAUCUCCUUUCUGGAGAGGUUAUUCAGAGCCUUCUUGCUGGGGCGCAUGUGGUUAUAUAUGAAUGUGUCCCUAAAUCUUCCCCCAUCCUGUCCCCUAUUCAAGGAGAUGGCAUUUCUCUGUCUCCCAGAGCCAUCCUGCAUACCUGUCUCAGGGAAUGGGUUGCUCUGUAGAGGUCUCCACCCUUUGAAGGCAAAAUAUUGUGAUGAAAUAUUUUCUUAUUAUCCCUAGCUGUGGUGUGUGUGUGUGUGUGUGUGUGUGUGUGUGUGUGUGUGCGCGCGCACUUGCUAUAACCUUCCCUGUAGCUCCUCCAUGACAACAAACAUUCCCAUGAGUCCUGAGAGAAAGCCAAAAAUAAAUGUCACUCCAAAUCACAUUUUUUAGCAAUAAAAUGGUGUCAAAUGUA
Molecule: messenger RNA, 2541 nt
Organism: Rattus norvegicus (Norway rat)
Lineage: Eukaryota; Metazoa; Chordata; Mammalia; Rodentia; Muridae
Gene: Slc1a5
Product: solute carrier family 1 member 5
Exons: 8
Coding region: 392-2011 (539 amino acids)
Biological process (GO): neutral amino acid transport; L-glutamine transport; erythrocyte differentiation
Cellular component (GO): apical plasma membrane; melanosome; membrane
Molecular function (GO): L-amino acid transmembrane transporter activity; L-glutamine transmembrane transporter activity; symporter activity
Source: RefSeq, marked provisional